This is a messenger RNA of Musca vetustissima, 2536 nucleotides long. RefSeq names its product kinesin-like protein Klp68D (gene Klp68D). The transcript is spliced from 2 exons. NCBI's taxonomy places the organism in Eukaryota, Metazoa, Arthropoda, Insecta, Diptera, Muscidae. Gene Ontology annotation, molecular function: microtubule motor activity; ATP binding; microtubule binding. Gene Ontology annotation, biological process: microtubule-based movement. The record is from RefSeq and is a predicted model, not a curated record. The coding region runs from base 41 to 2494 and encodes 817 amino acids.
UGGUUGCGAUUGGCUAUUGUGAAAUAUUACCACCAUAAACAUGAGUGCUCGAGCACGAAGGCCUGGCACUGGCAAUAGCCAAACACUGAACGAAUGUGUACAGGUGGUGGUACGAUGCCGCCCCAUGAGUAAUAAGGAACGUUCCGAGGGAUAUGAUGAGGUCAUCAGUGUCUAUCCGAAGCGUGGGGUCAUCGAAAUAGCCAAUCAAACGGAUAGCCAAAAGGAACAGCGCAAAGUCUUUACCUAUGAUGCUGUCUAUGAUCCGGGUGCCUCACAGACCACCGUGUACAAUGAAGUGGUCUUCCCAUUGGUCAGUUCGGUAUUGGAAGGCUAUAAUGGCUGCAUCUUUGCCUAUGGUCAAACGGGUACGGGUAAAACCUUCACCAUGGAGGGUAUACGCGGCAAUGAUGAGCUGGUGGGUAUUAUUCCGCGCAGUUUCGAACAGAUCUGGUUGCACAUAAAUCGUACCGAGAAUUUUCAAUUUCUUGUUGAUGUUUCCUAUUUGGAAAUUUACAUGGAAGAGUUGAGAGAUUUGCUAAAGCCAAAUUCGAAAAAUUUAGAGGUGCGUGAAAGUAGUUCGGGUGUCUAUGUGCCGAAUUUGCAUUCGGUGACGUGUAAAAGUGUGGAGGAUAUGAUGAAUGUCAUGAAAGUGGGUAACAAAAAUCGUACCGUGGGCUUUACCAAUAUGAAUGAACACAGUUCCAGAUCUCAUUCCAUUUUUAUGAUAAAAAUCGAAAUGUGCGACAUUGAAACCAACACAAUUAAGGUGGGCAAACUCAAUCUGAUCGAUUUGGCCGGUAGUGAGCGUCAAAGUAAAACUGGUGCCUCAGCUGAACGUCUCAAGGAAGCCAGCAAAAUUAACCUGGCCCUCUCGUCAUUGGGUAAUGUCAUUUCCGCUCUGGCUGAAAACUCCCCACAUGUACCCUAUCGGGAUUCAAAGCUGACACGUCUCUUACAAGAUUCCUUGGGUGGUAAUUCCAAAACUAUUAUGAUUGCCAAUAUCGGUCCCUCGGCCUAUAACUACAAUGAAACCCUCACCACAUUACGUUAUGCCUCACGGGCCAAGGCCAUUCAAAAUCAACCAAUAAAGAAUGAAGAUCCACAGGAUGCUAAACUCAAGGAGUACCAAGAGGAAAUCGAACGCCUCAAACGUUUGAUAGGUUCCAAACAGCAACAACAUGUCAAAGUGGAAAAACCCAUCAAGAAGGUGGUGGUGAAGAAACCCAAAGAACGCAAAGAAAAACAACACAAAGAAAUGGGAGAAAGUGUGCAAUCAUCGGCAGGUGGUGCAGCACUCAAUGAUAAUGCCAUUGAUGCAGACGCGGCCACUGGCGGCGCCGUCAACGAAGAAGAGGAAUCCGAUAAAGAAAAUGAAGUCGAAGAAGAGGUGGCCAAAACCAAUGAACAGCUGGAAAGUGAACGUUUGGAAACCGCCAAAUUGGCCGCCAAACUAAAGGAACUCGAAUCUCAAAUGGUAAGGGGUGGCAAAAAUCUCCUCGACACCUACAGCGAACGACAAAUUGAAUUGGAAAAGAAACUUGUAGAGAUUGCGGAACGUAAAAAACGUGAAAUUGAAAUGCAACAAAAAUUGGAGCUGCAAGAGGAGACCACUUUGGAAAUACGCGAAACUGUCACCUCCCUCGAACAGGAGGUGGAAUUGAAGAAGCGUAAACUCUCCAAAUGCUAUGCGAAAUUUUUGGCCUUACAACAGGAAUUAAACGAUUGUAAAUUUGAACACAAUCAGGAUUUGCGAGAAUUGGAAAUGGCCCAAAAUGAAUUGGUAAAGGAAUUAAAACGCCAGCUGUUGAUCAUUGAUAACUUUGUGCCGGUGGAGGUCAAACAAAGAUUGUAUACCCAAGCCAAAUAUGAUGAGGAACAGGAGGAAUGGAAAUUCUCUGCCCUGCCUGUGGGCAAUGAUGGCACCUUUAAUACCAAACGUCCUGUCUCACAUCCCCAAAGAAGGCGUCCCAUUUCGGAAUAUGCCAUACUCGAGGCUAAGUCGAAUACCAGCGAGGCGGGCUUACGCUUUAAGAGUGAAAACAUUGUCUCCUAUGAAUUGGAAAUGCCAUGUCGCACUACUCAGGAAUAUAAGACACCAAAAAUAUCCGCUUCGCUACAGGCUGUACUGGCCCAGGCCAUGCAGACCGGUGAUGACAUAGACAUUGUUGAGAAUCACACCAAUUCCAUACGCAGUCGUUUGGAAAGUAUCAUAAAUGCUAGUGCUAAUGCGGCAGCAGCAGCGGCGGCGGCAGCUGCCAACAGUAAUGGCAGUAAUAUGAAUGGUCAUGGCCCAGCGGCGGCAAAUGGUGUGGGAGGUGGUGGUGCACCUACUGCCAAUGGCAUUAGCCGCAUUAAAUCUAGUCGUAUUGCAUCAGGUAUACCACCAUCCGCUGCCAUGGAUUCGAAUAGAAGACCACCAACUGGUCGUCCGGCAACAACAGCCAAGAAGCCUGUAUCAGCUUAUCCCAAAGCUAGAGGUCUAGUCACAAAAUGAACUCCGGCCACAAAAGAAAUCGCAAAAUGACCAAAAAACAAA